CUCAUCACUUUAUAUCGAUUCUGCGCAAAUUCAUGCAAAAAGAGAGAGAGAAAAAGUUACACACUGCCCGAGAUUCUGAGCGAGUGUGUGUGUGUGUGGUAUUGUAUUCUUCGCCGUCCUUUUCGAUUUUGAUCAUUUUCUUUUAAUCUAAUUUCCUCUUCUGGUCAAUCCCACAAACUCCAUCUCACUUCACUCACAAGGAGGAGAUUGUAUGUGACUGAAAACAUGAAGAGAAAGCGUUACUAUCAGUUGAACCAUACGUUUGAUCCAUGUCCUUUCGAGGUGUUCUGUUCAGGGACAUGGAAGGCGGUGGAGUACUUAAGAGUCGAGAGUGGAUCGAUGACCAUGCGACUUUUUGAGAACGGGCAUGUACUGGAUGAUGUAAAACCUUUCCAAAAGCUUCGUCUUAGAUCAAGAAAGGCCACUACUAUCGACUGCACCACUUUUCUACGGCACGGUGUUGAUGUUUGUGUUCUCUAUCAGAAAGAUGAAGUGACUCCAGAGGAUGACUUGGAGCCGGUAUGGGUUGAUGCAAAGAUUGUAUCCAUAGAGAGGAAGCCUCAUGAACCUGAGUGCUUGUGUGAGUUCCACGUCAGCAUCUAUAUAGACCAAGGCUGCAUCAGUUCGGAGAAGCAUAGGAUGAAUAGAGCUUCUGUGGUCAUGGGACUGGACCAAAUCUCCAUUCUCCAAAAGUUUCCAAAGGAACAAAGCGUGGACCGGUUCUACAGAUGGAGAUACUCCGAGGACAGUGCAUCACUAGUGAAAACAAGGCUUACACUCGGCAAAUUCAUGCCUGAUCUUUCUUGGCUUCUUGUUACAUCAGUCUUGAAAAACACUGUGUUCCAUAUCAAAACUAUCCAAAACAAGAUGGUGUAUCUGAUUAUGACGGAUGAAGAGUCUAGUAGUAGUUCUUGUUUGAGUGCAAUGAAUAUCACGGUGGAAGAUGGAGUUUACUUGUCAAAGGUGGUUACAUUCAAUCCAGAUGAGGAUGAUACUACUCUUGCUCUGGAUUAUGUUCAUGUAGAGGAGGAGGAAAGUGAAGAGGAGGAGGAGGUGAUGGAGCUGCGACGAUCCAAGAGAAGAAACAUGAGGCCUGAUAGAUAUGGUUUCUCUGGGGUUCAGCCAGAUUCAAAGGAUGGAUGGGUAAGGCUUAUGCCAUAUAAGUACAGCACAUGGACUGAUGACGAAGAAGGUGAUGAUGAAGAUAGUAAUGAUGAUAGAGAUUCAGAUGAUGAUUUGUACUUACCCUUAUCACACUUCUUUGGGAAAGAGAGCAACACAAAGGGAUUCAGUAAACGUAAGGAAAGUGAGAUUGUUUUGGUAGACAAAACAGCGAGGAAGAAGAAGAUGAUGAUGAAGAUGAAGAUGAAGAAAAGAGAUGGAAGUGGUGGAAGCCGCGAGCUCUCAGUUAUCCCCUUCACUCCUGUGUUUGACCCUAUACCAUUGGAACAGUUUGGUUUCAAUGCAAACAGUUUAUGUAGUGGUGGAUUCUCUGGAAGCAAUUUGAUAGAUGAGAUGGAUAGGUAUCGUAGUAAACCUUCUAAAUACGGUAAGAAGAAGAUGUUGUCGGAAAUGGAUGAGAUGGAAUCUGACUUGGGUUGGAUUGACAACAUGAGCAAGUCCUCGGUCCAAAAAGGAACAGGAUCACACUCCCGGAUAAGGUCCGGUUAUGGGAAAACCGGACAUUCUGAUGAACCGCAGAUAUUUAAGAGGAGAACAUUGAGCGCAGGUGCUUAUAACGAGCUGAUAGAAUCAUACAUGAGUAAUAUUGACUCCACAAUUGCAGCCAAGAAGGAAACAAACAGUGUUGUUGAGCAAUGGGAAGCGUUAAAGAACCCCACAAGCACUACAGUGGAAGAUGAAGACGGGUCGAGUGAGGAUGAUGAUAGUGAGGGAGAGACGUCAGAGAAUGAGAUGUUGUGGAGGGAGAUGGAACUAUGUAUGGCUUCUUCUUACAUUCUUGAUGACAAUGAGUUGAGAGUGGAUAAUGAGGCGUUCCAGAAAGCGACAAGUGGUUGUGAACAUGAUUAUGAACUGAAUGAAGAAAUAGGAAUGUGUUGCAAAUUAUGUGGUCAUGUAGGAUCGGAGAUAAGAGAUGUUUCUGCACCUUUUGCGCGACAAAAGAAAUGGACCACAGAGGCUAAGCAUAUCAACGAAGAAGACAUCGACACUAAUGUGAAACAAGACGGAGAUGAGAGACGCAGUUUCACUAUGCCUGUGGCUACCUUAGAGGUUCCUUCACCUGAAGAAAGCGAGAACGUUUGGUCACUAAUACCACAGCUUAGGAGAAAACUUCACAUGCACCAGAAGAAAGCUUUUGAGUUUCUCUGGAGAAACCUAGCUGGGUCAGUGGUUCCCUCCAUGAUGGAUCCGAGUUCAGAUAAGAUAGGUGGCUGCGUGGUUUCUCAUACCCCAGGAGCUGGCAAAACAUUUCUCAUCAUAGCUUUUCUCGCAAGCUACUUGAAGAUAUUCCCUGGGAAGAGGCCUUUGGUUCUUGCUCCCAAAACAACUUUGUACACAUGGUACAAGGAGUUCAUUAAAUGGGAGAUUCCAGUUCCCGUUCACCUGAUCCAUGGCCGUAGAACCUACUGUGUAGCCAAAGAGAACAAGAUUCAGUUCAAGGGGAUUCCAAAACCGAGCCAAGAUGUUAGUCAUGUUAUCGACUGUUUGGACAAGAUUCAGAAGUGGCAUGCUCAGCCUAGUGUUCUUGUAAUGGGUUACACUUCGUUUCUAACAUUAAUGAGAGAAGAUUCCAAGUUUGCUCACAGGAAGUACAUGGCUAAGGUACUGAGAGAAUCUCCGGGGCUUCUGGUUCUAGACGAGGGACACAAUCCGAGGAGUACCAAGUCGAGAUUGCGCAAGGCUUUGAUGAAAGUUGACACUGACUUGAGGGUUCUGCUGUCUGGUACAUUGUUUCAGAACAACUUCUGUGAGUACUUCAACACUUUGUGCUUGGCUAGACCCAAGUUUAUUCAUGAGGUUCUAAUGGAGUUGGACGAGAAGUUCAAUACCAACCAAACUGUUCAAAAGGCGCCUCACUUGAUUGAAAACAGAGCCAGGAAGUUCUUCCUUGACAUUAUAGCCAAGAAGAUUGACACAAAAGUUGGAGACGAGCGGUUGCAAGGUCUUAACAUGUUGAGGAACAUGACCAGCGGUUUCAUUGAUAACUAUGAAGGAAGUGGAAGCGGAAGCGGUGAUGUUCUUCCUGGUUUGCAGAUCUACACGUUGUUGAUGAACUCCACAGAUUUACAGCACAAGACUCUUACAAAACUUCAGACGGUGAUGUCGACUUACCAUGGUUAUCCCCUGGAACUGGAGCUUCUCAUAACCUUAGCAGCUAUCCAUCCUUGGCUGGUUAAAACCUCCACGUGUUGCGCCAAGUUCUUCAACCCUGAGGAGCUUUUCGAGAUCGAGAAGCUCAAGCAUGACGCCAAGAAAGGAUCCAAAGUCAUGUUUGUGCUCAAUCUCGUGUUUAGGGUGGUCAAGAGGGAGAAAAUUCUCAUCUUCUGCCACAACAUUGCGCCGAUCCGCCUGUUUCUUGAGCUGUUUGAGAAUGUGUUCAGGUGGAAGAGAGGGAGAGAGAUCCUUACCUUAACAGGGGAUCUUGAGCUGUUUGACAGAGGCAGAGUGAUAGACAAAUUCGAAGAGCAUGGAGGUCCUUCUCGUGUUCUGCUGGCUUCCAUCACAGCCUGUGCAGAAGGGAUCAGUCUAACUGCUGCUUCGAGGGUGAUCAUGCUUGACUCGGAGUGGAAUCCUUCCAAGACAAAGCAAGCAAUAGCACGCGCGUUCAGACCAGGACAGCAGAAAGUGGUGUACGUUUACCAGCUCUUGUCCAGAGGAACACUUGAGGAAGACAAAUACAGGAGGACGACGUGGAAAGAGUGGGUCUCAAGUAUGAUUUUCAGCGAAGAAUUUGUAGAGGACCCGUCACAGUGGCAAGCUGAAAAGAUUGAAGAUGAUGUUCUCAGAGAGAUCGUAGAGGAAGACAAAGUCAAAUCCUUCCAUAUGAUAAUGAAGAACGAGAAAGCUUCAACUGGCUGAUGAUGAUGAUGAUUCAUUCCUGUAACAGCUUCUUUGUAUUGCAAUAAAACUAAUCAAUUAUCGCAACUGUGUAAUAAUUCAGCUGCAUAUCAUAAUCUUAAAUAAAUGUGAAACAAGUGUAUUUUUUCA
Brassica rapa (field mustard) is the source of this 4170-nucleotide messenger RNA. RefSeq names its product SNF2 domain-containing protein CLASSY 1. NCBI's taxonomy places the organism in Eukaryota, Viridiplantae, Streptophyta, Magnoliopsida, Brassicales, Brassicaceae. Gene Ontology annotation, biological process: gene silencing by siRNA-directed DNA methylation. The record is from RefSeq and is a predicted model, not a curated record. Gene Ontology annotation, molecular function: ATP binding.